This is a messenger RNA of Xylona heveae TC161, 1865 nucleotides long. RefSeq names its product carbohydrate esterase family 9 protein. Gene Ontology annotation, biological process: N-acetylglucosamine catabolic process. The transcript has 4 exons. Lineage: Eukaryota; Fungi; Ascomycota; Xylonomycetes; Xylonales; Xylonaceae. The record is from RefSeq and is a predicted model, not a curated record. Gene Ontology annotation, molecular function: N-acetylglucosamine-6-phosphate deacetylase activity. The coding region runs from base 330 to 1865 and encodes 511 amino acids.
AUCUGCUUCUGAUCAAUUGAAAGCUUCACAAUUGUGCUACAUUCUACGUCUUAUGAUAUACUUCACCUCUUCAAUCUUGUGAUGAUUUGAUUUACGUUGACAAUUGCUCUUUAUCUGUGCUAUCUCCUUCUGUAUCUCUAGCAUCGUGAGAAUUGUUCUGAAGUCUUCCCCGCGUCACUUAUCUGAAUUAUCUACCCAUUUCCAAUCUCAAAUUAACUUCGAAAUCUGUUGAUUUUGGUUCUGCACUUAUAUAUAAAUAUUCGAUUUCUUCUGUCAUUGGUUUUGCUUGCAGUUUGGAAGGCAGUCUAUCAGUUUACGGCACCAGCGACAUGACGACGACAUUGCAUUCCAUAGCUACUGCGCCGACGGCAGGAGUGAUCAAACUCACCAAUUGCUUUCUGAUCAAAGGCGACGAAUUAGCGGCCGAGGAUCUCUGGAUCAGUUCCCGUACCGGCAAGAUUCUCGACGGUCAAGACACCUUUUAUGGCGGCCAGACGUUGCCGGACGCCACUGUUGACCUGGGCGGGCGGAUCGUCUCUCCCGGGUUCAUUGACGUGCAGCUUAACGGCGCAUUUGGCUUUGACUUUUCCGUCGUGCCAGAGGACUUGGAGCAUUAUUCCCAGGGCGUUCGACGCGUGGGGCAAGGUCUCAUCAAGACGGGGGUGACAUCGUAUCUACCAACGCUAACGAGCCAGCGCAGCGAGGUGUAUCAUAAGACCCUUCGAUAUCUCGGCCCAUCAGGCGGAGCACGCCGUGCAGAAGACGGGUCCGAAUCACUCGGCGCCCACUGCGAAGGUCCGUUUAUCAGUCCCGGCAAACAUGGCAUCCACAGUCGGGACGUGCUACUCUCCGCGCCACGCGGGUUUCCCGAUCUCGUGGAAUGCUACGGCAAGAGCAACCUGGGCGAUGCUGCUCCAAUCCGUGACAACGACGACGACCCUUUUGCCGCGCCCCUGCCGAUCAAGAUGAUCACUGCUGCUCCCGAAGUUGGUCGCAUCGCAGCCGCCAUUCCCGAAAUCACCUCGCGCAACAUCAUCUACUCGAUUGGCCAUUCCGAAGCAACGUUUGAAGAGGCCACUGCCGCUGUCGAGGCCGGCGCGACCAUGAUCACGCAUCUCUUCAAUGCCAUGCGACCGUUGCAUCAUCGCAACCCAGGCAUUUUUGGCGUCCUCGGUCGCAAGCCCGAGCCAGCAAGCACGAAUACCACGAGACCCCCCUAUUUCGGCAUCAUUGCAGACGGCCAGCACUUGCAUCCCACGACGGUCAAGAUUGCGUAUAAUGCGCACCCAGAUGGUUUUAUCCUCGUUACGGAUGCGACGCCGCUGGUUGGUCUGCCGGAUGGGUUGUACGAUGCUACGAAUGGCAUGCGCAUUUUGAAACGCGGUAUCGCAGUGACGUCGGAGGACUCGAAGACCAUUGCGGGGAGCUCCAUAACCCUAAUCGAAUGCGCCACCAAUUUCCUCAACUGGACUGGCUCUUCGCUCCCACAGACCAUCAAAACAAUCACGUUGACACCCGCAAAGAUGCUCGGACUCGGCAACGUCAAAGGCACGCUCGAGAGCGGCGCCGACGCGGACCUUGUUGUCCUCCGAGUCGUCGACGCCGCCGAUGGCGCAGUGGCAUCGACUGGUAUCGGCGAGCCUGAUACCUCUUCGUCCCAGGACCUUGGCGACAAGGCUCCUGAUACAGCAGGCAACGGUCUAGGUGUCCCAGAAAGUCAACGCCAAGGGCGACGAAAGAGCGAAAGCGCAAUCCCCGGUCUCGGACCCACAGAAGAACACCGAUAUACAGGUCGGAAAAUUGUGCUUGAUCAGGUAUGGAAGUUUGGGAGAAAGGUAUUUGAUCGGGCGGAUUGUAAAGAGUAA